CAGAAAAUCGAAAUUCCUAGUACACUUAUGUCACAACAUAAGUGAACAUAUCAAGGCACUGGAUGAAAACAUAUUGCAUGUUUGGGCUGCAUACACAAUGAAAGACAGGAAUAAAAUUACGUUUGUGGUAGUUGUCAAAGAAAACGUCCGACUUGAAAAAAAAAUAACGUAUUCUUUCUUAAAACGUGUGGUAAAUGAAUACAGCUUAGAGGCAGAUCAGGUAAUGUGCAGCAAAGAAAAGGUAUCCAUAGAUCAACAGGAUUUGCAAAGACUGGAAAUAAGCAUAAACAAUCAUGCAACCGAACUAAUGAGAAGACACAAGUACCUGUCGAUUAUUUCUGGGAGUUCUGUUAGGUCACGAAACUAUGGAAAUGAUCGAGCCAAGGCUGUCGAUUUAGUUGCACAACCUUGUAUUGUAUUGUAUGUUCAUACAAAACACUUUAUUCCAAUUGACGAAGAACCUUUCAAGGAAUUUUAUGAUGGUGUUCCAGUUGAUGUUAGAGAGGGUGAGUUUUUUCCGUACGUGUUUGCUACAGACCGCCAUGACACACUAAAAUAUAGCUGUCAGAUCGGAAGUUCACCAGAUCGUUCUCCAAAUGAGCGCAAUAGACUUUUCGGAAGUCUAGGGUGUUUUAUAGAUCACCCCGAAUACAAUUUGUGCGGACUUACAUGCGCGCAUGUCCUGCUGUUUCCAUGGGCACUGGAAGAAGUUAAAAGAGACGAUAAUGGAACAUUGCGAUGGCCGUCUUUCAGGCCCCAUGAUAAAGUUUAUCAGCCGGCGGAAUCAAAUGAAGCUAUCGGACAAAUUGUACAGGUAAUUUACCAGGAAGGUGGAAACACAACUUGCGGUAUGGAAGUUGCUCUAUUUCAAAUAGAUCAACGGCACCCAAUUUCAGGCCGCUUUCCAACAAUGAGACUUGCAGGAGGUGAAGAGAUAGUUUUUGACUCGGGAAAAUCAUGUGGCUUCUCUCACAUAGGAGAUAAUGAAGCAAUUAAAUUCGGUCCAGUGACUGAUAAAACCACUGGCAAGUUUGAACUACAAACAAAUACAACUUGUGUCAAAACUAUUAGUGAACAUUGGGAUCAUGGCAAUUUUAGAAUAACACUAAACAAUCAGUUAUGUGUCAAAUCAGCUGACUCAAAUGGACAGCCCAAGUCUUUUGCUGCUGAAGGGGAUUCAGGCUCUCUUGUAUUUAUUAAAGACUCACGUGGUGAGUUUGUGAGCGUAGGAAUAGUGGAAGGUGGAACAUCGUAUGACGCAACAGUAGUAACACCAAUAAAACCUAUCCUACAGAAGAUUGGGGUGCAUAGUUUAAAAAGCUUCGAAAAGGAGAAAAUCGAGCAAAAGCUCGAUAACAUAGACAACAGACUAAAAGAUGUUCACGUUAAUAUUCAAAGGAAUCUGGACAAUUUUAAAACCACUUUAUUCACGCAGUUGUCUGCAUAUUUAGACAAGAAACUAGGUGAUAACAAUUAGUCUUUGAAUUUGUGGUAUCAUUUUCUCAUUUCUUAUAUUCUCAUUCUCAUGAAAUUUGGUCAGAACAGAAUGAUUGCCUUGAUAAUAUCUAGGUCAAGAUUGAAUAUGGGCCAUCUAGGUCACUAGGUCAUAUCUAAGAAAAUACUUGUUUAAACUCAAGAGAUAACAUUUUUGUUUCUGUCUUAAUGAAAAUUAGCCAGAAUAUUUAUUUCCAUGAAAUCAGUAGGUCAAACAUGUUUACACUGUUAUGGUGUAUUUCUGAGGUGAUCGACCUAGGGCCAUUUUGGCCCUCUUGUUUAUAUUUUUUAUAUUAUUUACAACUGGAAAUGGAAAAAUAUUCAUCUGUGUAAACUGUUGUUCAAAUCAAGUGUACAAUUAUUUGUGAAUGCAUGUAUAUGUCACUACAAGUGCAGUAGUCGUUUCACUAAAGGUGGUCAAACUGUUUGAUUGAAAUUUUUAUAGUGAAAUUUUACAAUUUUGUGAGUAUUGUUUUAGAAAUUUUUUAAUUUUAUUUUAUAAAUUGAUAAAUAUAUUUUCAGGUAUACUCAAUUUUGAUAUUUCACGCUGAUUUCAACCAGAAUAUCCGUUUAAAGAGCAAAUUCUUUAUCUUUUGCGGGAGCUUUAAGUACUUACAGAUAUUUUUGACGGGUGGUACUGUUGUGUGUACGUCUAUAUCUGUUCGCCCAAUUUUGUAUCAUGCAUAUCUCAAACGGUAUUUGACAUGGAGCUAUCAGACAUCAUAGAAAUGGUAUUCAGCAUAUAAAGUUGUGCUUGUAGAGUUUGUUUGAGAUUUCACUCAGUAAAAGCAGAGAUAUGACCGUUGAAAUCAAUAAUUUAUAUGAAGCGUUUAAAAGUUUACAUUACAGGAUUUGUUUUCAUCGGCUGAGCUUUGAUCUGAGGUUUUACUCAGGAAGACAAAAGUUAUGGCACUUUGUCAAAAAUAUACAUUUUUGUUGCAUAUAUCUUAAAACUAUUCGACACUGAAUCAUGAAAUCUAACAGAAGUAUUUUUCAGUAUCUAAAAUUAUGCACCCUGUGUUUUACUCAGAGUACCGGCCCUCGUUGGUCAAAAUAUGCAUAAACGGUAAGUACGGUUUUGUAGUAAGUAUGUCCAAUCGUAUUUGACCUAGAUUCAUCAAAUAUUUAAGGAUUGUUAUAUAGCAUAAGCAGUGAUGCGCGAGGGUUUCGCUCAGCCAAACCAGUGUUAUGCCCCUUGACUAAUACAUUGUACAUAAAGAGUCUUAAAGAUUGUGUUGCAUACAUACCUAACCUA
Mercenaria mercenaria is the source of this 2749-nucleotide messenger RNA. RefSeq lists its product as uncharacterized. The record is from RefSeq and is a predicted model, not a curated record. The transcript is spliced from 2 exons. Lineage: Eukaryota; Metazoa; Mollusca; Bivalvia; Venerida; Veneridae. The coding region runs from base 98 to 1477 and encodes 459 amino acids.